Ahaetulla prasina is the source of this 1339-nucleotide messenger RNA. RefSeq names its product gastrula zinc finger protein XlCGF49.1-like. The transcript has 2 exons. The record is from RefSeq and is a predicted model, not a curated record. The coding region runs from base 515 to 1339 and encodes 274 amino acids. Lineage: Eukaryota; Metazoa; Chordata; Lepidosauria; Squamata; Colubridae.
CCCGGGCAAUGAAACUGCAGCGGCUCCCGGGGGAGGAGAGGAAGGACAGGCUAGAGCGUCUCCCCACUCUCAGGGAGGAAACGGGGCCGGAAAAAGCAGGGAGAACCCUCCAAGGAGCCCCUCUGGGAAGUUCCUCUCGUUGUCCCCCCACGCACGUGUAUGGGAGCUGAGUUUCCGUUUUCCCCACUUGCGGCGCUUUGGGCGGCUGUGCCAAUUCUUCGUUUGCCGGCAAGGCUGCUCUUGGGUCCCGCUCCGGGCAGGUGGGGCUCCCGCUCUCCCUCCCUCGGGCUGCCCGGAGGGCUUCUCCCCGCCAGGAGGAAGGUGCCGCCAGGAAAACCUUUGGAGGAAGCUCUGCUUGCAGGAUCCCAUCUGGCUCAGUCACCGGGACCAGAAGUUUCGUCUUCUCAGCAUUUGGACUCAUCCUCCUGCCCAUCCUUCAACCUUUUGGCCAAAGUUCUGCUUGUUACAGUUUCCUUGGAUUGAAAGCUGUGGACGUGAGCAGCCCCUGGAGACUAUGCAGAGGGAGGAACACGUUGGCCAAAGGUCCCUUCAGAGGAAUCUGGGGAGACUCUACAAAUGCUCCAAAUGCGGGAAAUCCUUUGGUCACCGGUCCCUUCUUUUGAUCCAUCGGAAGCUGCAUACGGGGAAUGGAUCCCACCUGUGUUUUCCUUGUGGGAACUCCUUUCCUGGAAUGUGGAGCUUUGCCAAACAUCUCCGGAGCCACCCUGGACUGAAGCCUUACAGAUGCGGAGAGUGCGGGGAGCGUUUUGCUAAAGGCUCGGACCUUGGAACCCAUCAGGGAAUCCACCAGGGAAAGAGAUCUCAGGAAUCCUGGAAGUGCUGGAGAAGAUUUCCUGGGAGAUGGCAUCUUUCUAGGCCUCAGAAGAGCCCGGCUAAAGAGAAGCCCUGCAAGUGUGUGCAAUGUGGGCUGUGCUUUUCUCAAACCUCGCAGCUUCUUAAACAUCAACAAAUCCACAGCAGAGAGAAACCUUAUCGAUGUCUUGAGUGUGGGAAAUCUUUCCGUUAUAAACAAUUAUUUAGAAAACAUGAGAUUAUUCACACGGGGCAGAGUCCUUAUAAAUGCUUUGAGUGUGGAAAAUGUUUCACUCGGAACUCAUCUCUUUGCCAACAUAAUAAAACACACAAAGGAAAGCAAACGUGCCUAGAAUGUGGAAAUCUUUUCCAGGAAAUCAUGCCUGCUGAAACAUCAGAGAAUUCACACUGGAGAAAGACCCCAUCAGUGCCCAGAAUGUGGGAGAUGUUUUGGCCAGAAGUCAGCUCUAAUUCGACAUCAGACUAUACACACCAGAGAAAGACCCAAUCAAUGGCCAGAAUGUGA